CAUUUCUAAUGAAAAACUUGCGUCAUUCUUACUUUCAUGGAGAGAAUGUAAUUUUCUGAGCCACCUAGCGAAUUGUCUUGAUAAGAUUUAUAUGACAUUUGUGUGUGACUCUUCUUUACCUGUGAAAUGGCUGUAGUAAUUUAAGAAAAAACUUUCUGCCGUGUCGUGAAAAGGAACAUUUGUUCUGUAUGUAAAACACAUUCCAGUAACGUCAAAAUUUCAUGUAACUAUAUUUUCAUGAAUAAGCAACGUGUUAAAAUUCGUAAACUUCUCAUAAAUAAUUAUGUAAAAUGAAAAUAAUAAAGUAAAGAAAUCAAUUUUAAGUGUUAAACAGAGUAAAAUAUUAUUUAUAAGAGAGAUAUUUAAUUAUAAAAGAUAAUGUAACGCCCCUUCGAUACGUCAUAAUUAAGAUGGAAAUUAAUCUAAAAUUAUAGGGGUUCGAUUAUCAAUAACUAUUUGAUAAUUACAAAGUUGAAGAAAAGAUGCUUACGUCAACAUAUAUUGACAUUUUUAACCUCGUUUCUUACUUAUCUAAAAUAUCACCGUUUAAAUCAGUGCAUACCUGUUAGGUGAAGAUUAUUUGAGCCACUUGGAUUUUCUAUCGACGAUGCGAAAUAAUUCUAAAACAAGAGAAAUGUUUAUAGUAAGAGCUUUAGAAAAGAUUCUCGCUGAUAAGGAUGUUAAACGUUCCCACUUGUCACAGCUCCGAAAAGCUUGCGAGUCAGCAUUAGAUGAUUUACGCAAUGAAAUAAAGGAAAUACCUAACAUUCAAGGAGAAGAAACAAUUUCUAAUGCAUUACCUCAACCAAAAAAUGAUUCGAAUGUUAUUUCAGCUGAAAAAUAUUUUUUACCUUUCGAACUGGCAUGUCAAAGUAAAUCUCCAAGAAUAGUUGUUACUGCUCUAGACUGUUUACAAAAACUUAUUGCUUAUGGGCACCUAACUGGAAGUGUUCCUGAUUCAACAGAUCCUAAUAAAUUACUAAUAGUGAGAAUAGUUGAAACGAUAUGCAGUUGUUUUAUGGGCCCACAAACUGAUGAGGGAGUACAACUUCAAAUUAUCAAAGCGUUAUUGACUGUCAUGACUAGUCAGCAUGUAGAAGUACACGAAGGAACUGUACUUUUAACGAUACGAACUGUUUAUAAUGUUUAUUUAGCAUCAAGAAAUCUUGUUAACCAAACAACCGCUCGAGCUACUCUUACACAGAUGAUUAAUGUAAUCUUUGCCCGUAUGGAAACACAAGCGGAAGAUGAAACUUUAAGAAACGUUGAUACUUCUCAUCAUCUUGAAACACCUGUUACUUCCAUAAUACCAAAAGUAGAAGUAGAAUGUGAUACACCAUCAAUCACUGAACCUAUUUUAGAUGCUUCGUUUGAAUCACAUCAAAUUGUUGGUGAAAUUCUUGAUGAUAUUGUUAAUUCAGUUGUGUCAGAAGAUUCUCUUCCUCCUGACACAUUACAAUCUGAAGAGCCUAAUACCGAUCAAAUACCUACUGAUGACAAUACUGAUGAAACAACUGUUGAAAAUGACAAUAUGGUAACAGCUAAAUUUACACAUGUACUUCAAAAAGAUGCAUUUCUUGUAUUUCGAGCUCUUUGUAAAUUAUCUAUGAAACCUCUACCAGAUGGAACACCUGAUCCCAAAUCACAUGAAUUAAGAUCUAAAAUAUUAUCAUUACAAUUACUAUUAGGCAUUUUACAAAAUGCUGGACCAAUCUUACGAUCAAAUGAAAUGUUUGUUAUUGCAAUUAAACAAUACUUGUGUGUUGCAUUAUCUAAAAAUGGUGUAUCAUCCGUUCCAGAAGUAUUUGAAUUAUCUUUGGCGUUAUUCCUUGCGUUAUUAGCAAAAUUUAAAAUACAUUUAAAGAUGCAGAUAGAAGUAUUUUUUAAAGAAAUAUUUAUGAAUAUAUUAGAAACAUCAAGUAGUUCAUUUGAACAUAAAUGGAUGGUGAUUCACGCAUUAACUCGUAUUUGUGGAGAUGCUCAAAGUGUUGUAGAUAUAUACGUAAAUUAUGAUUGUGACCUUUCGGCUGCUAAUUUAUUUGAACGACUUGUUAAUGAUUUAUCAAAAAUAGCACAAGGUCGUCAGGCUUUAGAACUCGGAGCUUCGCCUAAUCAGGAAAAGUCUAUGCGAAUUCGUGGUCUUGAAUGUUUAGUGUCUAUUUUAAAGUGCAUGGUUGAAUGGAGUAGAGACCUUUAUGUCAAUCCUGGUACUCCUAUUGAUCAACAAUUGUCUACAGAACCUCUAGAUCCACCGCCUGAUCCAUCAUUACCAAGAUAUGGAAGUGCUGGGAGUCUUUCUUCUGUUAAUUCUAGUCUCACAGGCAGUAAGGAAUUCGCAGAUUCACCAGAACAAUUUGAAGUUCAAAAACAACAAAAAGAAGUAUGGGAAGCAGGUAUAGAAAUGUUUAAUAGAAAGCCGAGUAAGGGGAUACAAUAUCUUCAAGAACAAGGUUUACUUGGUAAUUCUCCUGAUGACGUUGCACGUUUCCUUCACAAUGAUGAACGAUUAGAUAAAACAGCAAUUGGAGAUUUCUUAGGAGAUCAUAAUCAUAAUCAAGUUAUGUAUAACUACAUUGAUCAAAUGGAUUUUGCUAACAGAGAUUUAGUUACAGCUCUUAGAUAUUUUCUUGAAGGUUUCCGACUUCCUGGUGAAGCUCAAAAAAUAGACAGAUUAAUGGAAAAAUUUGCUAGUAGAUAUUGUGAAUGUAAUCCAAAUAAUGGACUAUUCACCAGUGCCGAUACUGCCUAUGUUUUGGGAUUCUCAAUAAUUAUGUUAACUACAGAUUUGCAUUCCCCCCAAGUAAAAAAUAAAAUGACUAAAGAGCAAUAUAUCAAAGUAAAUCGACAUAUUAGUGAUAAUGAAGAAUUACCCGAAGAAUAUCUAUCAAAAAUUUAUGAUGAAAUUGCUGGCAAUGAAAUCAAAAUGAAAUCACAUCCAAAUCGGCCUGGUAAACAAGUUAUAUCAAGUGAAAAAAAACGACGAUUAUUGUGGAAUAUGGAAAUGGAAUUAAUAUCAACAGCUGCAAAAAAUUUAAUGGAUUCCGUUAGUCACGUUCAAGCACCAUUUACAACUGCUAAACAUUUAGAACAUGUUCGACCAAUGUUCAAAAUGGCUUGGACACCGUUCUUAGCAGCUUUUAGUGUUGGUCUUCAAGAUUGUGAUGAUCCAGAAAUUGCUUCACUUUGUUUAGAUGGUAUUAGAUGUGCUAUUCGUAUUGCAUGUAUUUUUCAUAUGACGCUCGAGCGUGAUGCAUAUGUUCAAGCUCUAGCAAGAUUUACCUUGUUAACGGCAAAUUCUCCAAUAACUGAAAUGAAAGCUAAAAACAUUGAUACCAUUAAAACUUUAAUUACAAUAGCCCAUACAGAUGGCAAUUAUUUGGGAAACUCUUGGUUAGAUGUGGUCAAAUGCAUAUCUCAAUUGGAACUUGCUCAAUUAAUUGGCACGGGAAUUAGACCUCAACUUCUUGGUCCUCCAUCCAAGCCAUAUUUUCCAUUACCACUAAACAAUUUUACAAAUCUCACACAUAAUAAUCUACAUCAAAAUAAUAAUCUUAAUUUGAGUUCACUUGAUCCAAGUGUUAAAGAAUCAAUUGGUGAAACAAGUUCACAAAGUGUUGUGGUAGCAGUAGAUAGAAUUUUUACGGGAUCAACAAGAUUAGAUGGUGACGCUAUUGUAGAAUUUGUAAAAGCACUAUGUCAAGUAUCUUUAGAAGAGUUGUCUCAUCCAACUCAACCUCGUAUGUUUUCAUUAACAAAAAUAGUAGAGAUAUCGUACUACAAUAUGGGACGUAUUCGACUACAAUGGUCAAGAAUUUGGCAAGUUGUUGGAGAUCAUUUUGAUCGAGUAGGAUGCAGUCCAAGACAAAAUAUUGCAUUCUUUGCAGUUGAUUCUCUUCGGCAACUUGCAACUAAAUUUAUUGAAAAAGGAGAAUUUGCAAAUUUUAGGUUUCAAAAAGAAUUUUUGAGACCGUUUGAACAUAUUAUGAAAAAAAAUAGAUCUCCAGUAAUACGUGAUAUGGUUGUGAGAUGUGUAGCUCAAAUAGUUCAUUCUCAAGCACCUAAUAUCCGAUCAGGAUGGAAGAAUAUUUUCAGUGUUUUUCAUCAUGCAGCUAGUGAUCGUGAUGAAUCUGUUGUUGCUUUAGCAUUUAAGAUGACAGGAAAAAUUAUUAAUGAGUUAUAUGCUGAAGAUUUCAGUAUUAUGGUAGAUUCGUUUCAAGAUGCCGUUAAGUGCCUCAGUGAAUUUGCCUGUAAUACAUCCUUCCCUGAUACAAGCAUGGAAGCUAUAAGACUGAUCCGUACGAGUGCCUCAUAUAUUGAUGCUAAUCCUCAGAUGUUUGCCGAAGGUAUGAUGGAUGAUAAUGGAAUGGUUUCCGAGGAUGAUCGAUCAUGGGUAAGAGGUUGGUUUCCAUUAUUAUUCGAACUUUCUUGUGUUGUUAGUAGAUGUAAGCUUGACGUAAGAACUCGUGCGCUUACGGUAUUAUUCGAUGUUGUGAAAACGUAUGGUGCUUCGUUUAAACCUCAUUGGUGGAAGGAUUUGUUUCAAGUACUUUUUAGAAUUUUUGAUAACAUGAAACUUCCAGAACAGCAUACGGAGAAAGCUGAAUGGAUGACAACAACCUGUAAUCAUGCGCUGUAUGCAAUAGUUGAUGUAUUCUCGCAGUUUUAUGAUAUACUAGGUCCUCUUCUUUUAGGACAAUUGUAUUCUCAAUUAUUAUGGUGUGUUCAACAGGAUAAUGAACAAUUAGCAAGAUCUGGUACAAAUUGUCUAGAAAAUUUAGUAAUAAGUAAUGGUAUUAAAUUCGAUGAAGAGACAUGGACAAAAACUACACGUUGUAUCUUUGAUAUUUUUGAAAGUACUUUACCAUCAAUUUUACUCACUUGGAAACCGCCAAUAAUGAAUAAAGAAUCAGAUCUUGAAAUGAUAACAGGAGAAAGUGAUAAUAACGUAGGAAUAUUAAAAAGAAGUAAUAGUACUCAAAGUUUAGUUAACAAUACAGAUCUUUCAAGAUUAAAAUUAUUUUCUUCAUUAUUAAUAAAAUGUGUGGUUCAAUUGGAAUUGAUUCAAACAAUAGAUAAUAUAGUAUUUUAUCCGGCAACUUCAAAAAAAGAAGAUCAAGAACAUUUAGCUUUAGCUCAAGCAGAUAUAAUGAACGGAAGAUCAAGUGAUUCAGGACUAGAUGGUUCAGGAUAUGAACAAAGGGAAGAACAAGGAAUGUACUGUGCAUUAAAUACACUUCAUCUUCUUCAGCUUGUUGAUUGUCUUUUACGAUCACAUAGAUUUGCUAAAAGUUUCAAUGUUAAUAAUGAACAACGAAAUAUUCUUUGGAAAGCAGGCUUUCGUGGUAAUGUUAAGCCUAAUUUGUUGAAACAAGAAACUCAAUCAUUAGCAUGUUCACUUCGAAUCCUCUUUAAAAUGUAUAAUGAUGAAGCGCACAGGAGUAAUUUGUCUACAAUUGAAUCUCAUCUGGUAGAAAUAUCUAGAGAAGCGUUGGAAUACUUUUUAGCACUAUCCAAUGAAGCACAUCGAGAUGCAUGGACUCCAAUUUUAUUAUUACUCUUAAAUAAGAUACUGAAAAUGAGUGAUAAUCGUUUUGCAAUACAUGCUGCUAAUUGUUAUCCCUUAUUGUGUGAAGUAAUGUGUUUUGACUUAAAGCCAGAGCCACGUUCUGUUCUUCGCCGAUUUUUUCUUCGGAUUGGUACAGUCUUCAGGAUUACACAAAUGUAAUAAAAGAAUAAUUAUUGUAUUUAAUAACUGUAAAACAAAUGAACAUAUAGAUAAGUCAAAA
Molecule: messenger RNA, 5786 nt
Organism: Chelonus insularis
Lineage: Eukaryota; Metazoa; Arthropoda; Insecta; Hymenoptera; Braconidae
Gene: Sec71
Product: ADP ribosylation factor guanine nucleotide exchange factor Sec71
Exons: 9
Coding region: 608-5725 (1705 amino acids)
Biological process (GO): regulation of ARF protein signal transduction
Molecular function (GO): guanyl-nucleotide exchange factor activity
Source: RefSeq, a predicted model, not a curated record